GAAGCGGACGGACGUGUCGUCUCGCCGCAGGCUUCUUCGAGCAAAGACUCAGUGUCGUGAAGUGUGAACUUGGUGUUUUAAUAGAUUUUUGUGUUUUAUGUGGCUUCGUGACACGGAUUCUUUUGAGGCUAGAGUUUUUAUAAAUCAUGCAAAGCAGAAAGCGUCACCGAAGACGAAGAACCAAACUCAUUAACGUCGUCAGAUAAUCAAUGAAAAAUGUAACCUAACCAGCUGUUCAUAAUGUCCAAAAUGCUUCGACCGGUGCUCGGCCGUUUGUCGAUCGGGGACUUGUUGGUGAUAGUGCUGUUUUUGUGUAGGACAAUAGUUUGUGAUGGACAGUGUCCGAAGUACGCUGAGCGCCCUUUGGAGACGCGGGUGCAGGACGCUUCCAUAGUUUUUAGGGCUGUGGUAGUGCAAACACAUCAUCAGAGUAAAACACUAGACUUGGCGCUAGUGUCAAUAUACAGAGGAGGCGUGGAGCUGGCCUCCGUCAGUAGAUAUGCAGGCUCGCCUUAUAAUACCACAGAUAGACAGGUGAACCUCAAAAUAGCCCAGGCGUUAGACCACUGCUUUAAUUGGAGCAUGGCGCCUUCCCAAAGCGAGCUGGUGGUGUUCGCUCGGAUCAGCGACCCCGCGGUGGACUUGGAAACCACGCCACCUGACGGGCCCUGGCUUGAAGCGACGGCUUCGGCUGUCCCUUGGAGCUUGGGCGUUGACAUUGCCAUAUGGAACGCCGUUGGCUGGGCGGGUUGGGGGGAGUGGGGGGCCUGCAGUAAAACCUGCGGCGGCGGCUUGCAGGUCCGGAGGAGGUACUGCUCACGGGCGACCUGCGAAGGCUUUGGGGAGCAGGGCCGGGCCUGCAACACAUUCGAUUGUGAGGGUACAAUAAACCCGCUAGCGCCGAGCGCCCGCCGUAACUUCCACCCGGCCCAGGCCCGGUGGGGCUCCGUCGCGGAUCGCCCUCACGCCUUCAGCCUGCGGCCAAACUCCUACAUCUGGAUAGCUUCGUCAGAACUAUUCCCUAAUGGGAGGAUGUUCCCGAGGGAGUUUACGCUGUUCGUGUCACUGAGACUGCGUCCUGAGAGCGGCGGCUACGGUCAAGGCACGCUGUUUUCCCUCCGCUCCCGUCGCCGCACGGGCUCAUUCCUCUCCUUGGAGUUAGCCGGGCGGGGCGCGGCGCGACUGGUCCAUGCGGGCGCUGGCGCCUCUAGAGCUAUAUACCUGGCGGUGCCGCUGUAUGACUUCCGCUGGCACCAUAUUGCUAUCAGUGUCCAUGAUGACAACACGGUGCGCGCCUACGUGGACUGCCGCUGGCUCCGCACCGACGUUCUUGAAAAAGAUGCACUGGACACUCCAAGGGACGCAGAUCUGAUUAUUGGCUAUCUGUUUUCUGGUGACCUUGAACAGCUAGUAUUGGUGCCUAAAGCGGGUCAGGCGCAGAAGCAGUGCUCCAGCCAAGUAACGGGCACAUCUACGCCCUACGUGAACAUGCAUUAAUACAAGACUUGGCCUUUUCCUCUACACGCUACAUUAUGGAAUAGUUCCAUAAUAUCUAGAUUAGGGAAUUAUGUGCCCUGGUAAAAUUCCAAAAAUGCAAAAUUUCCACAUGGAAUGAUUACAGCAACUUCUCAUAUGUUUGUAAAAGGAUCGAAACUCUUUAUUAACAAAAUGGAAACUUGCUUUAUAUCAUUUGAAUUUUCUUGGAAUCUUUUUUAUUAUUAAGACUAAAUUUCGAAAUACAUGAAUGGCUCAAAUAUAUUUUCGUCAUUUAAUUGCAUAUUUCUGACUAACAUCAAAACAUUUAUACUAUACUGCUUUAUAUAUUUCUGGCAUUUCGGGCUAUUAGGAAUAAAGAUGAAAUGCUUUUACUUUUUUUACUCCCAAAUAAUGACUAUCCAGCAAUGAGCAUUAAAAACCCAUAAAAGCCUUGGGAACUAAACGAGGCAGGUACCGGAACCCCCAGGGAGGCUGUUACCCGUAUUGUUAGAAAUCUCAAACACGAUCCUUGUAGGGGUUUGGCUAUGGUUCUCUAAAGGAAACCAGUUUUGACGAGUUUAUAUAUACUCAUUAUUAAGCGCCUAUUAAGACUUGCGCUAAGAUAAUAAUUGAUUCGUCAAUCCAAAGUUAAAACUUCGAAAUGAUUUUUUUUCCAAAAUCAUUAUCGUCGUAGGUAUAAUAUGUAUAUAUUGGUAAUCUUACAUAAGGUUAAUGACCCCUAUUGUUCAUAGCUGUUCAACUUGGGAAUACCGCGAGCGUUACUGGCAUCUUUGCACAGAAAGUUACCAGGACUGUGUUUUUUUUUUAAUUAAAUGUUUUAGGAUAUUUUUUUACCAAAAUAUGUAUAUCCCAUAUUUUAACUGUCAUAAAAAUAGGUACUUACAGUUAUAUGAAGUCCAAUUAAAUUAUUUUUUUUCACGAAGACGAGGAGUUUUGAGUCUUGGUACCUAUUUAGGUAAAGUUUUUAAAUAUUGUUGCCUAAGUUUAUAACUGAACGUAUUUAUGUUAUAGUGGUGUUUGAUAAGGGCCUUAAUAAUAUUUUGAUGUUUAGCAUGUAAACAUAUAGAUGGUCAAGCAAAUCUUGUCAGUAGAAAAAGAAAUACAAAUUUACUAUGAGACGAUAUCCCUUCGCGCGUACAUCUUUAAAAUUUGCCGCCUUUUUCUACUGACAAGAUCUGCUUGACCAAGUAUAUAUUAUGAUAGAUUUUACCUCAUGCUCUCUGGCAACCUCAACCUCAACAAUUGGGUCUUAAUUUGUACUUACUUCAAAAGAAUUGUAUCUCUGUAAUUUGGGAGUAAAAACCAAAUGUAGUUAGAGUUACUGUAGACUGUAGAGCAUCUCUCCAGCAACCCUUACUGAAUUCCAACACAAGUAGGUACAGUCAACUGUAAAAAUAUGGGUGCACAAAUCAUCUCAAAAGUAUGUCCUGCUCUUAUGUCAGCGAAAUAAGAACUAUAUAUGGGACAUAUUUUUGGAUAAGUUGGCUACACCCAUAUUUUUACAGUUGACUGUACUUACUUACUUUUACAGUAAUGCAAAUCGUAAUUAAAGUAAGUGUGCCAGAGAGUUUGACGUUAGAUUUUGAGAAGUUAACUAAAACCAGAAAGUCUUGUUUAGAUAAUUAUUAUUUCUAAAUUUGAUGAGAAGCAUACAAUUAUAUAACUAUCUAUAUAUUCUUCACAAUUGUAGCCAAUGUGAUUGUAUGUUUAUAUUUUCAAAGUAUUUGGCAUAUAUGUAUAUUUAACUGAAAUAACUACUAUUAUAAUAGAUAUAAAUAGCAUUUCUUACAAUGAUAGGUUGGCCUAAAUGUAAAUAUAAUGAAAAUAAUAGUUUAGUCAGUUGUAUUUUAAGUAAUGUAAUAAAAAUAUUUUAUUUGUCAUUACGUCUGUAAGGCAAACUAGUCAAUAGAAAUAAUGAUUAGAAAUAAUUAUGAUAUUUCUUUGAAUCUGUGAUUUCUUUGAAGCAUGAUCUCUAUGUAAAAUGUAUUAUUUCUCCUGAAAUAUUGUUUUCUACUAUAU
Cydia fagiglandana is the source of this 3516-nucleotide messenger RNA. RefSeq lists its product as uncharacterized. NCBI's taxonomy places the organism in Eukaryota, Metazoa, Arthropoda, Insecta, Lepidoptera, Tortricidae. The coding region runs from base 241 to 1497 and encodes 418 amino acids. The transcript is spliced from 9 exons. The record is from RefSeq and is a predicted model, not a curated record.